Neurospora hispaniola is the source of this 1309-nucleotide messenger RNA. RefSeq names its product mitochondrial import inner membrane translocase subunit tim23. The transcript is spliced from 2 exons. Gene Ontology annotation, biological process: protein import into mitochondrial matrix. The record is from RefSeq and is a predicted model, not a curated record. The coding region runs from base 488 to 1198 and encodes 236 amino acids. NCBI's taxonomy places the organism in Eukaryota, Fungi, Ascomycota, Sordariomycetes, Sordariales, Sordariaceae. Gene Ontology annotation, cellular component: mitochondrial inner membrane; TIM23 mitochondrial import inner membrane translocase complex. Gene Ontology annotation, molecular function: transmembrane protein transporter activity.
GUCUAGCUCAGCUUCAGAUGCCCACAAUAUACUGCAGAUAGUCUUUCAAUAAGGUAGGUCAUCUUCAUAACAGCCUCCGUUGAGUUCCACUUCGACAUGUUGAAAUGUCCCCGAAAUCAAAGCCCAAGAGCAUGUAUAUACAUAUGUAGAGGUACAUAUGACGCCAAUCGCUCGCACGGGCCAUGCGGGCGCCAUAGAGGUAAAUUUUUUCGAAGUUCCGACGUUAUCGGGGGCCAAGACAGGCGUCGGUCCAAGUUGCGCGUGAGCCGGAGCCAAUUCGAGAUCCCAUCCGUCUCGCCCACCGACCCGUCCGUCACUCCUCCGAAGAUACGAUAGCUUACUUAGUUGCCGACGGCACCACCCACCCACCCUUCCCUCCGGCUACCCGUCACCACUCUUGCGCGCAGCAGUCCGCGGUCUAUCUGCUUCGUGUUUCCCAACUGUUUAACGAUCCGAUAACCCAUCGAACCCCUCCACUUCAGUCACAAUGUCCGGCCUUUGGAACACCCUCACCGGAGGCAACAAGAAGCAGCAAGAGCAGCAAGAGCCCGCCGCCCCCGCCCCCAGCGCACCUCAGACAACCACCACCACCGCUCCUUCAUAUCCCUCGCCCUUCGAUGCUAGCCAGCCCCAAGGUGUCGAGGCCUUUCUCGGUAGCUCUUCCUUCGCCGACCCCACACAACUACACCCUCUCGCCGGCCUCAACAAGGAAACACUAGAAUACAUCUCGCUUGAGGAUACCCCGCUCCCUGAUGCCGCCGGCGCCUCAGUUUUGCCCUCGCGCGGCUUCACCGACGACCUCUGCUACGGAACCGGUAUCACCUACCUGACGGCCCUCACUAUCGGAGGCGCGUGGGGUUUGAAAGAGGGUCUCCAGAGAUCGGCCGGCCAGCCGCCCAAGCUGCGCCUCAACUCCGUCCUUAACGCCGUCACCCGUCGCGGUCCCUACCUCGGCAACUCGGCCGGUGUUGUCGCCAUCUGCUACAACCUAAUCAACGCCGGCAUUGGUUACGUGAGGGGCAAGCACGAUGCCGCCAACUCCAUCCUGGCCGGUGCGCUUAGUGGUAUGCUCUUCAAGAGCACCAGGGGUCUGAAGCCCAUGAUGAUUUCGGGUGGUAUUGUUGCGACGAUAGCCGGUGCUUGGGCGGUCACCAGGAGGACGUUCUUCCCCUCCCCGCAGACCAACGAGGUUGACUGAAGUGGGGACGAAGAAUGAAACAGGAAAAAAAAAAAAAGUCAUCUUCUGUUCCCUUCAUCCCAUGACUCUCUGGCCAUCUAUCGUUGCUCCAUGAAAAGAGUGCAUAGCUAG